GGCGGAACUACCCAACCAUGGCCGAUGCAUUAUCGCGCCUGCAAACAGCGCAGGCCUUGUGCAAGCCCCGGCGCCCUAGAGCAGCGUUUGCCUCCCACAUGGGGUGAUGUCUCCACCGACAUCUGCACAUCCCAGUUGUGUUCGCCAAUCCCCCCCCCGACAUCUGAUCUCACUUCCUCUGAGGGCGGGGCGCCGAAGACCCGGAUAAAAGAGUGGCGAGGGCGGAGCGGCAGGAUCUCUCCUGAGUCACAUAGGCAUUGAGGGGCUCAGCAUGGCCAGCACCUUUCCUAAGCCAGAGGAAAAGGCUCUCCAGGCCUUGCGAGAUGUAGCCAAUCGCCUGCGGAUUCACUCCAUUCGUGCAACCUGCGCCUCGGGCUCUGGCCAUCCGACAUCAUGCUGCAGUGCUGCAGAGAUCAUGUCUGUGCUGUUCUUUCAUGCUAUGCGCUACAAGCAUGAAGAGCCAGGCCACCCCAGCAAUGACCGUUUUGUGCUUUCUAAGGGCCAUGCUGCACCUGUGCUCUACGCUGCAUGGGCUGAGGCUGGCUACAUCAAAGAGCCAGAGCUGCUGAAACUCAGGAAGAUAGACUGUGACCUGGAAGGCCACCCAACUCCUAGGCUUCCUUUUGUGGAUGUGGCCACUGGUUCACUAGGCCAGGGCCUGGGAGCGGCCUGCGGAAUGGCUUAUACAGGCAAAUACUUUGAUAAGUCCAGUUACCGAGUAUACUGUUUGCUGGGUGAUGGUGAAUCUUCAGAGGGGUCUGUGUGGGAAGCCCUCCAGUUUGGAUCCCACUACCAACUGGACAAUUUGGUGGCCAUCUUUGAUAUCAACCGGCUGGGACAAAGUGAAGCAGCACCACUGCGCCAUGACACUGAUAUCUAUCGCAAGCGUUGUGAAGCCUUUGGGUGGAAUACUUAUGUUGUGGAUGGUCAUGAUGUAGAAGAACUGUGUGGGGCGCUGUGGCAAGCAAGUCAGCAGAAGGGAAAGCCCACGGCUGUUAUAGCAAAAACAUUCAAAGGACGAGGAAUUCCAGGUGUGGAGGAUGCUGAUAACUGGCAUGGAAAGCCGAUGCCAAAGGACAAAGUGGACUCCAUCAUCAGCACUAUUGAAGGUCAAAUACAGACUAAUAAAGUGUUGCCUAUCCACCCACCCACUCAAGAUGUGCCGCAGAUCAACAUUGGGGAUAUUAAAAUGCCUUCUCCGCCUGCCUUCAAAAUUGGGGAAAAGGUGGCCACCCGUAAAGCUUACGGUUUAGCCCUGGCAAAACUAGGAAAUGCUAACAACCGUGUGGUUGUCUUGGAUGGAGACACUAAGAACUCUACUUUCGCAGACAUCUUCAAGCAGGCACAUCCAGACCGUUAUAUAGAGUGUUACAUAGCUGAGCAGAACAUGGUCAGUGUCGCAUUAGGCUGUGCAGCAAGGAACCGCACCAUUGCAUUUGCCAGCACUUUUGCUGCCUUCUUUACCCGUGCAUUUGACCAUAUUCGGAUGGGUGCCAUCUCCCAAGGAAAUAUUAACCUUUGUGGCUCCCAUGCUGGGGUAUCGAUAGGUGAGGAUGGACCUUCUCAGAUGGCCUUAGAAGACAUAGCUAUGUUCAGAACUAUUCCAGGUUGCACAGUGUUCUACCCAAGUGAUGCUGUUUCUACUGAACACGCCGUCUGUUUGGCAGCGAAUACCAAGGGGAUUUGCUUCAUCCGAACCAGUCGUCCAGAGACUCCUGUCUUGUAUUCCCAGGAGGAAAAAUUUGGAAUUGGCCAGGCCAAAGUUGUGCGUAAGAAUGAUGGUGACCGGGUUACUGUUAUUGGUGCAGGUGUCACACUUCAUGAAGCCCUUGCAGCUGCUGAUGAGCUGGCCAAACAAGGCAUCCAUAUCCGGGUAAUUGAUCCCUUUACUAUCAAACCCUUGGAUGCUGAAACCAUAAUCUCUAAUGCCAGAGCCACAGGGGGGCGUAUCAUCACAGUUGAAGAUCACUACAAAGAAGGAGGCAUUGGUGAAGCUGUGGCAGCUGUUGUCUCCGGAGAGCCUGGUAUCUUAGUCCAGAGCCUGGCUGUGUCAGGUGUACCACGGAGUGGAAAACCAGCUGAACUCCUCGAUCUGUUUGGCAUCAGUUCAAAGAGCAUCAUAGCAGCUGUAAAGAGCACCUUUGCCAACUGAUAUAGGGGCUGAUAUAUUCAGGGCUGAUGGUUAUGGAGUUGUGAAAAAUGGAUUCUCAAGACAGAGGUGCCAGCUGCUUGCUUUGGUGGGGGAGAAAUUCUUAAACUUCCCCUUUAGUUUGCUUCCCUUUUCAGUGGUAACAGAUAAGCUGCUGUUAACAUUCCCUCCAUGAUCUUUAACCUUGUUUUGAAAAGCAGCUUUUGAAAAAUUAACCAAGUUACAUCUUCCACCUUCCAUUCAUCAUCUACUUGCAUAUUAAGUGGGCACAAAAGUCUCUAGGUAAUUCUGUGUGGACCAGUUAGUCAUUGUCUUACCUGAAUUUGUGGGCACCUUCUGCUGUGCCUAGCUUCUACCCUACUUGGUUUUCCUCUUUCAGGCCUGACAUUCCAGGGCCAUGUUGGGUAGACAUUCCAUGGACUGUCUCCUACCAAGAGGCAUUGACACACAAUUAGUCCUUGCCUAUUGAAUGUAACUGGAUCUCCCACAACAGUUGACUAAAUUGCUUGUAUUAAUGGUAUUGUCUUAGGACUGAAUGUGACCAAAAUUACUUUUCCUGUUUGAUGUAUACCUGUAAUAUUGCCGUUCAGUGUUCAGCCAAUAGAUCAAUUAAAAUAAAACUUGAAUUGCUAACUUAA
Pogona vitticeps (central bearded dragon) is the source of this 2787-nucleotide messenger RNA. RefSeq names its product transketolase like 1 (gene TKTL1). Gene Ontology annotation, molecular function: transketolase activity; thiamine pyrophosphate binding. The record is from RefSeq and is a predicted model, not a curated record. NCBI's taxonomy places the organism in Eukaryota, Metazoa, Chordata, Lepidosauria, Squamata, Agamidae.